Molecule: messenger RNA, 2628 nt
Organism: Malassezia vespertilionis
Lineage: Eukaryota; Fungi; Basidiomycota; Malasseziomycetes; Malasseziales; Malasseziaceae
Exons: 1
Coding region: 1-2628 (875 amino acids)
Source: RefSeq, a predicted model, not a curated record
AUGCCGCCCCGCAAAAAGGCCGCAGUGCGCGCAGCGGUUCGCGGGCAUGAUUUGAAGCGUGCAGGAAAGGCGGGUUCUGAAGUGCGAGACGAUGCGGUGAUGCUUGUUGAUGCGAAUGCGCGAGUCCACCAGCAAGUAGUGCGGAAUGCGUACAUUAUUGCGGAAUCGCAGCUGCUCCUGCUUGCCAAGCAGCUCGAAUUCGAUGUCGAUGUGUCUGUAUGGGCCGAAGAAGUGGAUGAGAAAAUGGCAGAGUUUUGGGAGCAGACAAGUGAAAAUGUCGACGUUUUCUGUGCGCGCAUGGCGGAUCAGGAGCAGGAUACGCGCAGCGUGAUUGCCGACGUGGUCAAGUCGCCGCGCAAGCGGGAUUGGGCGUAUCCCACGCAAGACACGUCGCCAGCCUUGCCGUUGCUUGGUGCAGAGGCACGCGAAGCAUCGUCUUCGCCGCGCGUAUCUGAACCACUAGCCGUCCCAAGUCCAGAAGCGCGCAAGUCUGGGCCAUUGCACAGCCCACACAGCGAGCGUACAGUGCCGAGCCCCGAGCUUGAGCUCGAUGCGCGUCUCCCACUGCCAUUGACCACACCCGGCGCCGCCACGCGCCCGAAGCGUGCACUAAGCUCCGCAGUGCUGCGCAGUGCAAAGAAGCCCGAGCUGGGCGUCAUGGCGCCCGGAACACAAGCCUCCAAGACCUCGGGCAAACGAUUCCGGUCCAGUUUCCUGAACAAGAGUCUGCACAAUGCCAUUGCUGAGCGCCAGGUGAGCGCCGAGCCCGAGCCCGAGCUCGAGCCCGAGCUCGAGCACAGCCCGCUCCACGAGCGCCGUUCGCCCGUGCAAGGGGAACAAGAUACCAAGGAUACCAAAACCACCCCCACGAUCCCUUCCGAGCUCCUGGAUAAGGACAGUGAAGAGCCCCAUCCACGCACGGCGCCUGGCCAGCUGGACGCACUGCGCAGUCGUCUAGAGAGUGUCCGGCGCACGAGCACUGUGCCGAGCGCUCCAAAUGCAAGCCGAUCGCGUCUCUCCGAAACGCGGCACACAAGCGCCGCGAUCCCGGCUGCGGGCAGCGACGUGCGUGUAGAGAUGCUGGAAGACGCGUUCAAAGCACCUUCUCCUCCAAGCACGCCCGCCAGGCAGCACAUACAGCGCAGCCCAAGCCGUCUCGAGACGCCCGGCAGUCGGCUGCCUGUUCCCCAGCGCUCUCCUUCGCGUCUUGCGCGGCCCGAAUCGCGUGCAGGACAUACUCCGCAUCCCGAGCGCUCUCCUUCGCGCGCCGCGCAAGGCUUUGCCACUCCAUGGCGCAGAGCACACGAGACAACCAAGCCCGUCGCGCCGUCCUUUAUGCAGCGUGCCGAGCAAGCCUCGCCGCGCAGCAAACCCACGGUAUCACCCGUACGGGGCAAGAUGCAGUCGCCAGGCCGCCUUCGCGAAGAGCUCCUCUCGCCUUUCCGCACGGCACGUCCUGCCGACGCGAGCCGAAGUCCAUCGCGCGUGGGCAAUACACCAUUGCCUGGACGUACCGACGCUGUUAGCCCUAGACCACAUUCGCCCAUGGCGCCUACAAGCCCAGUGCAGCACAGCACGCCUGGUUUCGGUGCGCGGAUCCGCGGGCUCUUUGGACUCCAUGCCCAGAAACCUGCCUCGCCACAGCGCUCCGCAAGCGCUAUGGGCGCUGCGAAACUGCGUCCAGCCUCGCCGGACACGCGCCGCAAAGUUCGGACCGUGCUUGGUACACGCACGGCGCUGGACGAUGACGCGCUCGAUGCAGCGCUCGAGGUACCAAAUAGAUUCAGCCAUGUUCCUGCCAACCGCAUGCGGCCAGCAGCACCGACGACACACCGCCAGCCAGUCCCAGGCACGGGCACGGGCAACGAAGGACGUACUGCGUCGCACACGUCUCGCGCGCCGUCGAGCGUGCCGCGGCCAGCGAGUGCCACGGGCGCGCGUCCAGCAGUGCAUGCACGGGCGCUUAUCCCGCCGCAUGCAGGACAAGCGCGCAAGUCUGCCGGCACGCGUGGCUACACGGGCGAGGAGAAACGGCGCAAAGUAUUGCGCGAGUCGACGAAUCAAACGUCGGACCACCCCAUUACCGAAGACGCAUUGAAAAGCAAGCUUACCACGGCAAGCGGAGUCCAUACCGCGCGCGUCUCCAAGGCAGGGACGCACAGUGCAUCGCUCGCCGCGAAUGUGCGUCCUGCGUCGCGGAUUUGUGCGCCGGCGAAACCGCCUGUGCAUCGUGCGAGUGGCAGUGCGAAUGUAUUCCAGCAAGCCGUGCAUGUGCAGUCCGAUGUUGGGAAUCAGACGAAUGAAUCGCUGCCCGAUGUCCAGAGCGAGUACUCGGACUCGGACGAUGAGGCGUCGAUCAAAAAGCGCAAGCACGAACCUUCCUGGACACGUGGGCAGGAACUCGAAGAUUUGUUGAUUCAGCAGGCAUCGAUCGAUCCAGACGAGAUUUUCGGGCAGCAAAUGGGCCCCGUGCCACUGGAUACGAUGCUGCCGCCGCGCCAAGGGGAUCGGCGACGUGCGCGACACCGUACAAGUUCCGCGAAUUGGGGCGGUCCGGACGGUCUUGCGCAAUGGGAAGUGGACCGAUAUAAUGAGCGAAUGGGCAUUCAUGUUGGGCGUACGACGUAG